This is a messenger RNA of Plectropomus leopardus (leopard coralgrouper), 1834 nucleotides long. RefSeq names its product docking protein 6 (gene dok6). Gene Ontology annotation, biological process: cell surface receptor protein tyrosine kinase signaling pathway. Gene Ontology annotation, cellular component: cytoplasm. Lineage: Eukaryota; Metazoa; Chordata; Actinopteri; Perciformes; Serranidae. The record is from RefSeq and is a predicted model, not a curated record.
UCUCCCUCCUCUGGCGGAUGGAUCGCGCCGCUGAAGCCGGGCAGCCUGAGCGCUGACACAGGAGCAGGUUGCCCACCGCCCGCUCUCCUCUCCCGCUGCUGGAUGUCUCACCGACCGACCCUUAAGUAAAAACACUUCGCCACCCAGCAAAAAGAGGUUACUUUGUUUCAUUUUUUUCAUCCCGGGCAGGAAGCGACCCGCUUCCCCUCACCAUGGCUUCCAACUUCAACGACAUAGUCAAACAAGGAUACGUGAGGAUACGGAGUAAGAAACUGGGGAUCUUCCGGAGGUGUUGGCUUGUGUUCAAGAAGGCUUCCAGUAAAGGACCCCGCCGGUUAGAGAAGUACCCAGACGAGAAGGCAGCCUACUUCAGGAGCUUCCACAAGAUCACUGAGCUCCAUAACAUCAAGAACAUUACCCGGAUGCCGCGGGAGACAAAAAAGCACGCUGUGGCGAUCAUCUUCUGUGACGACACGUCCAAGACAUUUGCCUGUGAAUCAGAGCUGGAUGCAGAGGAAUGGUGUAAGCUGCUGUGCGUGGAGUGCCUGGGCAGCCGUCUCAACGACAUCAGCCUGGGAGAGCCAGACCUGUUAGCGGCGGGGGUGCAGCGGGAGCAGAACGAACGUUUCAACGUGUACCUAAUGCCCACGCCGAAUCUGGACAUCUACGGGGAGUGCACCAUGCAGAUCACCCAUGAAAACAUCUACCUGUGGGACAUUCACAAUGCACGCCUCAAACUUGUCAUGUGGCCUCUCAGCUCCCUGCGCAGAUACGGACGAGACUCCACUUGGUUCACUUUUGAGUCCGGAAGGAUGUGUGACACAGGAGAGGGUUUGUUCACGUUCCAGACGCGGGAGGGGGAGAUGAUCUACCAGCGGGUCCACUCGGCCACGCUGGCCAUUGCCCAGCAGCAUGAGAGGAUGAUGGAGGAGAUGGAGAAGAGCUCCCAGAUCCACCCUAGAGAGACGCUAACCAAGUCCAUCUCCCUGCCACGCAGCGCCUACUGGCAGCACAUCACGCGUCAGAACAGCGUGGGAGAUCUCUACAGUUACCAAGGGAGUAGUGGAAGAGCAGCGGACAGAGGAAACGGCCUGACAAUGACUUUUAUCCCUCGAGCACAGACGUUCCCCAGCUUUCUGUCUGAUGAGCAGGAGGAGAGCCAGCACCAGGAAGAGGCACCAUCGCCCUCUAGUGGCUGUGAAUCCAGUUGCAGCCUGAGACCCCUUCAAUGACAGAGAAUUGCUCCACCAAAACUGGACACUUUACCCACCACUGUAGAGAGGAUGUAGAAAUAUGUAUAGCGACAUGUGUAAUAUAUAAUUUCCUGUUCAAACAAUAGUGUCAACUGUAGAGCGAGUGGUGCACUGAAAGGAUCCUGAAAAGGACCUUUUUUGUGUGUGUUGUGUGACAGCCGCAGUAGCUUCAAAGAUUGCACCAAAAAUCCUGUAAGCGUAGUUUGAAAGUGUUUUAUGUUGUCAUUAUGCUGUUGAAGGCAACAGGACCCCAAUCUUCUUCUUUUUUUUUUUUUAAGUCACUGCACUACAAGAGGUACAAACACACCACAAUGUAAAACAAUGUUUAAAAAAGGCUUCAAAAUCACACAAGGCUCAUUCCAACAAUUUGCAGCCUCAGCUACCAUUUCAUGAGAAAAUACAUCAAUUUUGGAACAAUCCUUCCAUACUUACAGUACUUUGCUCCCUCUCUAGAAUGUGAAAUUGAUCAAUGCCUUACACAGGGGCAACUUUACUUUGAUGGCAGUGAUGAAUCAGCUAAAGCCCUGAACCCAGUGAAACCUGAGCAUAUUUUCUUGAAUUCUUAAAAAAAAUAAAAUAAA